Annulohypoxylon maeteangense is the source of this 1716-nucleotide messenger RNA. Its product is annotated as acetyl-CoA acetyltransferase. Gene Ontology annotation, molecular function: acetyl-CoA C-acetyltransferase activity. NCBI's taxonomy places the organism in Eukaryota, Fungi, Ascomycota, Sordariomycetes, Xylariales, Hypoxylaceae. Gene Ontology annotation, biological process: fatty acid beta-oxidation; ergosterol biosynthetic process. The record is from RefSeq and is a predicted model, not a curated record. Bases 149 to 1351 code for a protein of 400 amino acids. The transcript has 4 exons.
CAAUAGCUCAACAACUUUUAUUUCUUAGAGAAAACAAAUACAUAAUACGUGUGUACGAGUAGAAUUUCUGAAAAUUAACAUUUCUUUUUCCUCCAAGCUUCAAGGACCGUCCCGCGUUUAGUGCCUGUCCAUCUCGUCUCCUUUCAACAUGUCUGGCCUCCCUACCGUUUACAUCGUUUCAGCUGCCCGAACGCCUGUGGGCUCGUUCUUAGGAACACUAUCGAGUCUCAGCGCGACCCAGCUAGGAUCUCACGCUAUCAAGGCUGCCAUCGAGCGAGUCCCCCAGAUCCAGCCUAAAGAUGUAGAAGAGGUCUUCUUCGGCAAUGUGCUGUCCGCCAAUCUCGGCCAAGCACCCGCCCGACAAUGUGCUCUCGGCGCCGGCAUCCCGGACUCCGUCGUCUGCACGGGCGUGAAUAAGGUGUGCGCGUCCGGCCUCAAGGCCAUCAUCCUCGGCGCCCAGACCAUCAUAACAGGGAACGCGGACAUCGUGGUGGCCGGCGGCGCGGAGUCCAUGUCCAACGUGCCGCACUACCUACAAACUCUACGCAACGGCGCCAAGUUCGGCGACCAGACUCUCGUCGACGGCAUGCUGAAGGACGGCCUGACGGACGCCUACGGCAAGAAGGAGCACAUGGGUGUAUCCGGUGAGCUGUGCGCCGACGACCACUCCAUCACGCGCGAGCAGCAAGACGCCUACGCCAUCGAGACAUACACACGCGCGCAGAAGGCCACGGCUGACGGCGUCUUCGCCGCCGAAAUCGUGCCCGUCGAGGUCAGCGGCGGCCGCGGCAAGCCGGCGAUCAAGAUCACCACCGACGAGGAGGUCAAGAACCUCAACGCCGACAAGCUGAAGACCGUGCGCCCGGUCUUCAAGCCCCAAGGCGGCACCGUCACCGCCGCCAACGCCGCCCCCCUGAACGACGGCGCCGCCGCCCUCGUCCUCAUGUCCGAGGCCAAAGUCAAGGAGCUAGGCGUAACCCCCAUUGCCAAGAUCCGCGGCUGGGGCGACGCCGCCCGCGAGCCCGAGCGGUUCACCACCGCGCCCGCGCUCGCCAUCCCCAAGGCCAUCAAGCACGCCGGUCUCACCGACGCAGACGUCGAUUUCUACGAGAUCAACGAGGCCUUCUCCGUCGUCGCGCUCGCAAACAUGAAGCUUUUAGGCUUGUCCUCAGAUAAGGUCAACGUAUACGGCGGCUCCGUCGCCAUCGGCCACCCUCUCGGCUGCUCCGGCGCGCGUAUCGUGACGACGCUGACGACUGUCCUCCGCGAGAAGAAGGCCAAGAUCGGCGUUGCGGGUAUCUGCAACGGUGGCGGUGGCGCCAGCGCUAUUGUUAUUGAGAGUCUGCAAUGACUAGACGAAAGCAGUAGCAAUGUCGAACAAACGGGAACCCACAAGAGAAGAGAUUCUCGCAUAUAGCCUGGGUUAAGGUAGGAAGAAAGGAAGAAAGGAAGGAAAUGAGGGUUAAACCGGACCAGACGGAAUGUUUUCAACAGACACGUCGGGGGUAAAUGAGGAAAGGUGGAUGGAUGGGAUGAGGGGCGGAGAAUAUGUACGGAUUGCCAUUUGCCUAACGCUUACGCGAACGUGAGGGAUGACCCAAAAAUAGAGAGAAAGAAAGACUUGAUAUCUUGGGGCGCAUAUAUCUUUUCCCGGUUCAUCCGCCGUUAUCUCAGGUACCGAUGAAUAAAUACUAGAUAAUUUCAAAAAACAAGUUC